AGUUCUAGUUGUUAUUUAAAAGUUCUAGCUAGCCUAGACUCUAGUGCGCGUUUUACGCAAGGGUGGGACUCAUUUUUAGCAAGCAGUCUUUUUACCUUUUUCUUCUUGAUGGCCUCGAACACAGCUACCAGCGACCUUGAUAUCGCACAUCUUCGUUUAGUUUUGUCAAAGUUGCAGUGUUUUUCCAAAGCAAGAUGGAAAGACUUUGGUCUUAAGUGUGGCCUUUACUACAACACUGUGACAGCAAUAGCCGCUAACAAUGCUGGUAAACCUGAGUUUGUUGAUGAAUGCUUCAGAGAGUGUAUUGCUCGCUGGUUAAAGAGAGAGGAUGAUGUUGAUGAAGUAGGAGAACCAACUUUAGAGACAUUGGCUGCCAUAGUGGAAGAGACUGGAGACAAAGCUACAGCAAAGAAAAUCAGAAAUCAAUUCAAGGAAAACAAUUGCAAAGAUCCAGCUACAAAGCCUGCACACUGUUCAUUAUUGUGGAUUGUAAUGCUGGUAAUAAUAGUAUUAGUAAUAAUAGUAUUAGCAAUACUAGUAUUGACAAUAAUAAUGCACAUGCCAUCAAUGUUUGAUAUUCACGAUGAAUAUGCUUCAAAAUUACGUGACAAGUAUAAUGAAGCUCUGACAAGGUACAAAGAUCCAGCUGUUAAUAAAUUUCCAGCUGCUGGUCCAUCAGUUCAGGGUUAUGUUCCUUUUAUACCUCUGAUACAAAUCAUAGUAAAAGAAUAUAGGAAAGAAGAUGCAGAUUUUUUACAUACCAGUAGUACUAAUGAA
Amphimedon queenslandica is the source of this 777-nucleotide messenger RNA. RefSeq lists its product as uncharacterized. The transcript has 3 exons. The record is from RefSeq and is a predicted model, not a curated record. The annotation marks the transcript as partial. NCBI's taxonomy places the organism in Eukaryota, Metazoa, Porifera, Demospongiae, Haplosclerida, Niphatidae.